AGGACCCGCCUGGUGUCGACAACAUGGCAGCGUCCAGCCGGGCCCAGGUGCUGCGGUUGUAUCGGGCUCUGCUGCGGGAGAGUCAGCGCUUCAGCGGCUACAACUACAGAAUGUAUGCCAUCAGAAGGAUAAGAGAUGCCUUCAGAGAAAACAAGAAUAUAAAGGAUUCUGAAAAAAUAGAAGAACUAGUGAAUAAAGCCAAAGCAAACCUAGAGAUUAUUCAUCGGCAGGUUACCAUUGGCCAACUGUAUUCCACAGAGAAACUGGUUAUUGAGAGUCCAGGAAAUACAUAGCUCUGAGAAGACUGAUCCUGAUGCAACACUGGACCAUCUUCAGUAUCCUACAGUGCCACAUACAGAUGCAUAAACUUUCUGCAUACGUCUGAGCUUUUCUGUUCAACAUGAGAAACGCCUGAGAGACUGUUUUUGGCAACCAAAGUACUAUUUUGUAAUAGUUCACAUGUUCUGAAAUAUAUUGCUGUGAUUUGUAAUAGCAUGUAAGAUAGUCUUGAAAUCUGUGUGCUUGCAUGUCUUGUGAUGGAAUAGUCCCUGCCCAAGUUUGACAAUAAAACUUCAUUAAACUACCUGUAACCUGAUAAAUUAUUCUGCUGGUGACCUUAUCGCUCACU
Molecule: messenger RNA, 628 nt
Organism: Dryobates pubescens (Downy woodpecker)
Lineage: Eukaryota; Metazoa; Chordata; Aves; Piciformes; Picidae
Gene: LYRM4
Product: LYR motif containing 4
Exons: 3
Coding region: 24-293 (89 amino acids)
Biological process (GO): iron-sulfur cluster assembly
Cellular component (GO): L-cysteine desulfurase complex; mitochondrion
Source: RefSeq, a predicted model, not a curated record